AAUUCAGACACGCUUCAAACAGCUUCGAAAACCUCAAUUUAUAUUGUAUUAAUAAAACCAUUAAUCAUUAACAACAAAAUAAUAAAGGAAUUGCAUAGCAAUAUGUCAUGCUUGUGCCAAUAUUUUGUGACAUCGAAAAAUCGCAAGUUCAUAGGUCACAGCACGGACGGCAGUGACCUCUCGGUGUUUACCCAAAAUCCACUCGCACUAACGAAGGAGGAGUCCAAGCGAGAUGAAGUCAGCAAAUUGAACGAAGAAGUGUCUGCUACCGAAUUAGCAGCGGCCAAGGCGGAGAUUUGGGUACUCAAAAAGCAUCUUAGCGAAGCACAAAUCUCUGUGGAGAACUUGGAAAAUCUUGUACGAACCAUUAUACUCAAACAAAAUGAACUGUUGGGCGAAAUGUACGAAUUGAAAAACCAGAAUUAUGAGUUGCAAGAGGAAUGUCGCAUGCAACGUGACUAUCAAAUGAUGGAACGAAAUGCUAUGAUGCGUGAAAUGCAUGAGAUCAAAACACUGCUUGGCGAUCGCACACGACUACUGGAGGACACAGUCGCACGCAAUUCAGAGUUGACCUCUGCUCUGCAGGAUGCUAACGAAAAAAUCUAUAUGAUGGGCAUGAAGUUCUUGAAAUUGAAAGCGUCGCGUUCGAAACACGUAAAUACCGUCCAGACUACAUCGGGUAGUAAUACUGAACGUUCGAAUUCUGGUUGA
Molecule: messenger RNA, 711 nt
Organism: Bactrocera tryoni
Lineage: Eukaryota; Metazoa; Arthropoda; Insecta; Diptera; Tephritidae
Exons: 3
Coding region: 103-711 (202 amino acids)
Source: RefSeq, a predicted model, not a curated record